CUCCGCGCGUCCCUCUGCAGCCUCCACCUUCGACCUAUAUCCCGUGUCACCGCGCUGAAAGUAGUCCCGCGUCGUGGGGAUAAAAGGCGUCGCUCCGACGGAACCAGCGGCGCUUCGGUUCUGCAGAGUUCAGCCGGUAGGACUUUCUGUACAGACACAGAUCCAGUCAUGUCGAAGGCCAAAGAUUCGGGCUCGUCCAUCAUUCACACCCAGCAGCUGCAGGCUGCCAUGGCCGACACUUUGAUCGAGCACAUGUGUCUGCUGGACAUCGACUCCGAGCCCGCUGUGUCGCGCAACACCGGCAUCAUCUGCACAAUUGGGCCUGCCUCUCGAUCUGUGGAGAUGGGCAAGGAAAUGAUCAAGGCUGGGAUGAACAUUGCAAGAAUGAACUUUUCUCACGGCACACACGAGUACCAUGCUGAGACCAUCAAGAAUAUGCGCGAGGCAGCCGAGAGCUUCGGGCCCGGAACCGUCGACUACAGACCGCUGGCCAUCGCUCUGGACACCAAGGGACCAGAAAUCCGGACCGGACUCAUCAAGGGCAGCGGCACCGCUGAGGUGGAGCUGAAGAAAGGUGAGACCAUCAAGGUCACGCUGGACGACGAGUACAAGGAGAAAUGCGACGAGAAGGUUCUGUGGCUCGACUACAAGAACAUCACCAAGGUGGUGCAGGCCGGAAGCCACGUCUACGUGGACGACGGCCUCAUUUCUCUCAAGGUUAAAGAAAUUGGCAACGACUUCCUGACAUGCGAGAUCGAGAACGGCGGCAUGCUGGGCAGCAAGAAGGGCGUCAACCUGCCCGGAGCCGCCGUGGACCUGCCGGCGCUCUCCGAGAAGGACAUCCAGGACCUGCAGUUCGGCGUGGAGCAGGGCGUCGACAUGGUGUUCGCCUCCUUCAUCCGCAAGGCUGCCGACGUGCAGGCGGUCAGGAAGGCGCUGGGCGACAAGGGCAAGGACAUCAAGAUCAUCAGCAAGCUGGAGAACCACGAGGGCGUGCGCAGGUUCGAUGAGAUCCUGGAGGCCAGUGACGGCAUCAUGGUCGCCCGCGGAGACCUGGGCAUCGAGAUCCCCACAGAGAAAGUCUUCAUCGCCCAGAAGAUGAUGACCGGCCGGUGCAACCGGGUCGGCAAGCCGGUGGUCUGCGCCACGCAGAUGCUGGAAAGCAUGACCAAGAAGCCUCGGCCCACGCGCGCCGAGGCCAGCGACGUGGCCAACGCCGUGCUGGACGGCAACGACUGCAUCAUGCUGAGCGGGGAGACGGCUAAAGGAGACUACCCCCUGGAGGCCGUACGCACACAGCACAUGAUCGCCCGCGAGGCCGAGGCGGCCAUGUUCCACAGGCAGAUGUUCGAGGAGCUGCGUCGCAUCACCCAUCUGACCCGCGACCCCACCGAGACCAUCGCCAUCGGCGCCGUGGAGGCCUCCUUCAAGUGCUGCGCCAGCGCCAUCAUCGUGCUCACCAAGACCGGCAGGUCUGCUCACAUGCUGUCCAGGUACAGACCCCGUGCUCCCAUCAUCGCCGUGACCCGCUGCGGCCAGGCGGCCCGCCAGGCCCACCUGUACCGCGGCAUUUACCCGGUGCUCUACACCAAACCCGCCAGCGACGUCUGGGCCGAAGACGUCGACCUGCGCGUGAACUUCGCCCUGGAAGUCGGCAAGCACCGUAAAUUCUUCAAGUCCGGCGACGUGGCCCUGGUUGUAACUGGCUGGCGUCCGGGGUCGGGUUACACCAACACCGUGAGGGUCGUCCUGGUGCCUUGAACUUUAUGAAGGGACAUGAGUAACAGCGCCCCUCCCCUCUCCAGAAACCCGUGUCCCCGUGUGUCGGACGUCUCGUCUGAGAGGACACAGGACCUCAGAGUCCUGUCCUCUCUGCAGAUUCUAGAUCCUGCUGCCAAAGACUCAACUCAGAACCUUUCAGUCAGAAAGUCUUGUGUAUUUACCGACACUGUUUGAUUGGUGAACAAAGCUGAAAAGAGUAUUAUUACAACAUCCAAAUUAAAUAUUAUGUACAGUA
Betta splendens (Siamese fighting fish) is the source of this 2017-nucleotide messenger RNA. It is a transcript of the gene pkmb, whose product is annotated as pyruvate kinase M1/2b. Gene Ontology annotation, molecular function: potassium ion binding; pyruvate kinase activity; magnesium ion binding. The record is from RefSeq and is a predicted model, not a curated record. Gene Ontology annotation, biological process: glycolytic process. Gene Ontology annotation, cellular component: cytoplasm. The coding region runs from base 169 to 1761 and encodes 530 amino acids. The transcript is spliced from 11 exons. NCBI's taxonomy places the organism in Eukaryota, Metazoa, Chordata, Actinopteri, Anabantiformes, Osphronemidae.